AGGGUUUUCCUCUUUGCCCCAGCCGACGACUCAGCAAAAAGGAAGAGGUAGAGCCGCCGUCGCAGUCAUCGGAGUUGACAUUCUCAGUGAAAAUGGCGGACACCAARGCAGUGACUAUCCGUACAAGGAAGUUCAUGACAAAUAGGCUUCUUUCCAGGAAGCAAUUUGUAAUUGAUGUGCUCCAUCCUGGAAGGCCAAAUGUCUCCAAGGCUGAAUUGAAAGAGAAAUUAGGAAGGAUCUACGACGUGAAAGAUCCAAAUUCCAUCUUCGUAUUCAAGUUCAGGACUCAUUUUGGUGGGGGGAAAUCAACUGGUUUUGGUUUGAUCUAUGAUUCUGUUGAGAAUGCAAAGAAGUAUGAGCCAAAAUACAGACUUGUYAGGAAUGGAUUGGAUACCAAGAUUGAGAAGUCAAGGAAGCAGAUGAAGGAAAGGAAGAACAGAUCAAAGAAGAUCCGGGGAGUAAAGAAGACAAAGGCUGGGGAUGCUGCCAAGAAGAAGAAGUGAGAAGCUUGAGGAAUUUUGUUGUGGUUAUUUUGAAGGCCCUUUUGGUAAUUUUGAACCUUAUAUAUUUCUUGAAAUUAAGAUGAAAUUGUAUGUGUCGAAUUUUUGUGCUAUCAGGAGAAUGUUGUUCGUAGUCUCAUCUUUGAACUCCAUUUUGGUCUUAUUGUGAUGGUUAUAUAUCUUGAGGGUAUGCAAAUCUGUUUCAAUUUUCC
Messenger RNA from Cynara cardunculus var. scolymus (artichoke), 712 nucleotides. RefSeq names its product 40S ribosomal protein S24-1. The record is from RefSeq and is a predicted model, not a curated record. The transcript is spliced from 6 exons. Gene Ontology annotation, cellular component: ribosome. Gene Ontology annotation, molecular function: structural constituent of ribosome. Gene Ontology annotation, biological process: translation. NCBI's taxonomy places the organism in Eukaryota, Viridiplantae, Streptophyta, Magnoliopsida, Asterales, Asteraceae. Bases 93 to 503 code for a protein of 136 amino acids.